Messenger RNA from Penicilliopsis zonata CBS 506.65, 2173 nucleotides. RefSeq lists its product as hypothetical. Lineage: Eukaryota; Fungi; Ascomycota; Eurotiomycetes; Eurotiales; Aspergillaceae. Gene Ontology annotation, biological process: transcription by RNA polymerase III. The transcript has a single exon. Gene Ontology annotation, molecular function: DNA binding. The coding region runs from base 120 to 1967 and encodes 615 amino acids. Gene Ontology annotation, cellular component: RNA polymerase III complex. The record is from RefSeq and is a predicted model, not a curated record.
AACUUUUCUAUCGAUCCAGUCGCACAACUUGACGAAACCUCGCUCCCUCAUUCAUUAUCCUGCUCUUUUGAUUCGGUACAUCUAUUCUACCCGGCUACAGUAAAUGCACUGAUCGAACGAUGCCCCCGAAAGCUGCCCCCCGACGAACAGCCACGCGGCGACAGCCAGCGCCCGAACCCGAAGCAGGCACCGCGGCGUCCAGCACAAGCGGUGCGGUUGACCCGGUUGGACAGAAUGAGUCCGUGACGCCCAGUGAGGGCGGAUCGCGCCCUGCGUCGACGCGCCCGCCCGUCCAGCGGCUGCAAUCGCUGAAAAAGCGCACACCGGCAGGCAGCAUCGCACCCGCGACGAAGAAACAGCCGUCUGCCCUUGGAGGAGGACCGGCAGGAGACGGCAGCACGACGAAACCGACGCUCAAGUACCAGCCGAAAGCCGUGAUGCGACGCAGCAAGGAAGAGCGAGAAGCGCUGGAGAAGCUGGAGGCGGAGCGGAACCGCGAGCGACUGGCCGAGGUGGCUGCGAUACGCAGGGGGCGCGGCGACGGCGGCCGCGGGGCCCAUGGACGUGGCGGACAGGGAGGGCGGGGAGGCGCGCGACGCGGCCGCGGCGGGAUUUUCAGCGUGGACUCGUCGCGGGCGUCGUCGAUGUCGCGGCGGAGCCGGUCGAUCAUCGAUGCUGGGGGUGCGGGCGGUCGGGGCGGAGAGGACUACUCGUCUGACGAAGACCGGGAGGGGCUUCGGAUCAGCAUUGACGAGAUCAAUCUGGAGAGCGAUAGCGAAGACGACUAUGGCGAUAGCAAGAAGGGUAAGAUGGCGGCACGCAAUUCGUACGGCGGCGUUAGGGCCCUGCGUCCGAUCCGGGUCGAACGCUACGAACAUGAGGAGCGGGUGGUCAGCGUCAACAUGGAGUCGAGCACGACGAGUAAGCCGGCCGAAGAAACGGCAGAGGAAGAAGCGGACCCCGAAGACCUGACUGCCGAAGACGACAACACGCUCUUCGUCGAGCAAGAUGCCCCGGACGAUACGCAUGUCAAACAAGAACCGGCAGACGGAGAUGAAGUCAUGACAGAUGAUAUCCCCCACGCAGACGAUACCAUCAUCACCGACGAUGGGUUCCUGCCCGAGCAGACAGUCAAGGUCCGCCGGAAACUGCAGGCGAAGGAGGCCCCAGCACCGGCGCCGGCGACGGUGACGAUAGCAGCAGCACCGACGAAGAAAAAGAAGGACCCCCGCGAUUUAUUACGUACAAAGGAGGAACUCGAAGAAUACGAUCGACAUCUGGAGGAUCUCGAUGCGGUCAAGGACCUACUUUAUUUCGAACCCAAGGAGCCGGCGCCGGCGACGGUGACAACAGAAAAGUCCAAGUCGCCGGUAGAAGCAGGCGGGGAAGGCGACAAGGGGGAAGAUAAGACAGGGGAGAAGGAGGAGGAGGAGAAGGAGGAGGAGGAGACAGAGGAAGAGCCUACAAACGAGAAGCUCGCAGGCCAACUGUUCCUGAUGCAGUUCCCGCCCAUGACGCCUAACCUGGUGGUCUCUGGAAGCACCAACGAACAGCCCGGCGACAGAGAAGCAGAGCCGCGCAGCACUCAACCGGGACCCCUGGGCGGCGUCAAGCGCGAACAGCAGGACGGAGACGACGACGCCCUCGAAGUCACGGGCGAAUCGGUCGGCGCACCGCCUCAUGAAUCCUCCAAGAUCGUCACGGCGACCAACCGACAGCUCCACGCGGGUCGCGUGGGCAAACUCAACGUGCAUGCCUCGGGGCGAGUGACGAUGGACUGGGGAGGGAUCAGCUUCGAGCUCGACCGCGCCACCGCCGUGGGCUUCCUGCAGGAGGCGCUGAUUGUCUCUGCGCCCUCUCACGACCUGACAACGGGCGAGGUCAUGCCGGAUGAGAAACGGGUGUGGGCGAUGGGUCAGCUUAGCGGCAAGUUCACCGUCAUGCCGAACUGGGAAGAGAUACUCUAAUCUAUUCGGAUUCAAAUAUUCAUAUCAUUCGCAUAAUCUGUAACUAGUACUCUGUACCUCUUAAGUGACCUCAGUAUACCCUCACUACACCCUGAUUGGACAGAGAUGACAUCUUAUCAAUCUAUCAAUCUGAGCCGAGCGAUCAUCAAACCCUACUCUGUACUCUAGAUUUUAUUUUAUAGUCAAAAUUAGACUAUUUAUUGGCC